AGACACACAGACAGCAAUCAUGGUCAAGAAGUUUUCUGUGGACUGGCUCGCCCAAAGCUUUCACGAUUCGCCGCAUCAAGACGUUCUGGAGCCGGAGAAACAGACGCACAGGCCACACGUACCGUGCGUGGUUCAACCGAGACCUCCUACAUCAUAUGACAAGGUUUAUUUGCAGCCAAAACCAAAGGUUAACAAGAAAGCUGAAGAGAAACCAGAGACCGGUAAAGAGAAGGAGGGCACAACCCCUGUUACCCAAAGAAGCUGCUCAUCUCCAAGCUUUUCAGAAAACAGCGGGUAUUCGUCAGGUUACGAGAGCGAAGCAACCGCGUCUGAAUGCGCGUCCGUCGAAGAUGCGCACGAGACCGAGAAAGACGCGGCCACGCGAAGAAUCAGAACCAAAUUCACUCCGGAACAGAUCGACAAACUGGAGAAAAUCUUCACCAAGCACAAAUACUUGGACGCGGGAGAGAGAGUGAAAACGGCUUUGAAACUCAAUCUGUCAGAAACUCAGGUCAGAACUUGGUUCCAGAACCGCAGGAUGAAGCUGAAGCGGGAAGUGCAGGAGAUGCGCGCGGACUAUCUGCUGCCUAAUAUGGUUCUUUCGCACGUGCUUCCGGUUCAGUACCAAUGCUACAACAGACAGCGACUUCCGUUUCCGCCUCCCAGCGCGCUGAUGCAGCAGAUGAUGCCGCUGGUUUCUCAUCAUCAGCUCGUGAUGCCCAGGCAGCAUUACUUCUGAAGAAGACACAUCCAGAGACCCAAUCCUCUGAAACACUUAAAUUCUGUGUGCAAUAUCUCAAUAUAUGUACAGUUAUGUUUUUUGUAAUGUUUAAUUGAAUAGAAGAGUUUAUUUAUUAUCAGAAAUAAAGUAUGUUCAAUAGCUAAGUUUGCGUUCCUGGUGAUUUGUCCGUGUUCAUCUGAUAAGAUUGGUUUGAGAAGUGAAUCGAUCUGAAAUAUCUGUUGUUCAAAUGCGUUUCAUCUUAAUCAGUUUCCUUUGAAGUCUACAGAUACUGUGACAUGCACUCAACUGAGUGACUCCAUUUAGACUUUAUUCAGGAAUUCAGUGUUUUCUUGGAUCAUGUCACAUACUUUGCAUAAGUUAAAGUAAAUUAUUUAUCAUCAGCAACCAAAUGCCAUCAAUAAAA
Molecule: messenger RNA, 1145 nt
Organism: Carassius gibelio (silver crucian carp)
Lineage: Eukaryota; Metazoa; Chordata; Actinopteri; Cypriniformes; Cyprinidae
Gene: vox
Product: ventral homeobox
Exons: 3
Coding region: 20-739 (239 amino acids)
Biological process (GO): regulation of transcription by RNA polymerase II; cell differentiation
Cellular component (GO): nucleus
Molecular function (GO): DNA-binding transcription factor activity, RNA polymerase II-specific; RNA polymerase II cis-regulatory region sequence-specific DNA binding
Source: RefSeq, a predicted model, not a curated record